GUAGGUGGGGUUUCAGACGAAAGUGUACACAAUGUACACGAACAUUGAAGCUGAGCACACGGUCAUUAAAGGAGGUUUUAAAAAACUAAUCAUUUAUGUUAAAGUCAAGUUACAGCUACAACAACGACGUGUAUUUUGAGACUUGUUUUCGGUUUAAGUUGAAAGGUCCGGAUUACAGGACAACAACCCUCCACAGUGCUGUUAACGCACCACCAGAAUGGGCGCACCUCCAGGAUGAAGUGAAUCAUGACUUUUGCUGUUUUAAUGUCACUUCUGCUGACGUUGUUGUAUCAGCAGCAGGUCACAUCGGGCUCCCAUGUCGAAAGAAAUGGUGUCGGAUUAACUGAGUGGCCUUUAAACACCACACCAGCUAUGAUGUCUCAAAGCAACAACGAUGAGUGUGACCUUGUGAUGAACGUCAGUGCUGCAGACCGCUGUGCAUUCGUGAAGAACACACCAGACUGUAACAUGGAAGAUGGCUUCAUCAGCUACCUUUGUGUAGCUUUCUGUUUGCUUCCUCCCAACCUUACACCUCUCACCAUCACUCUCUGUAUUAUAUGGCUGCUCUUUUUGUUCGUCAUUCUUGGACUGGCAGCAUCUAAGUUUUUCUGUCCCAACCUGUCAGCCAUCUCUACCAGUCUGCACCUCACUCACAACGUGGCUGGUGUAACAUUUCUGGCUCUUGGUAAUGGAGCUCCUGACAUCUUCAGUGCCAUUGCAGCUUUCUCCAACCCACACACUGCUGGGCUGGCUGUCGGAGCUUUAUUCGGAGCUGGUAUAUUUGUUACCACGGUAGUUGCAGGCAGCGUGGCGCUGGUCAAGCCUUUCGCUGUGGCCUCCCGGCCAUUUCUGCGCGAUGUCAUCUUCUACAUGGUGGCAGUGUUUUGGACUUUCCUCAUGUUGUACAGAGGAACCACGACACUGAGAGAAACACUUGGGUACCUGGGCCUCUAUGUGGUGUAUGUAUUGAUUGUUAUCAUCAGUGCGUACAUCUAUAACCGGCAGAAACAUUCAAUGAACUCAAGUGCCCAGAACGUUGCACAUAUUCCAGCCGAGCUGCACUCGUCAGACUCGUCUGAUGAUGACGUUCCCUGCUUGACUGGUGGGACCAUCCAACAGGAGUAUGAGUCAGAGUACAGGCCACUAUUGCCUUACUCUGAGUCCACAAGUCAGAUCUUGCUGAGAUCUCUGAACCCGGUGGACAGCGGGAAGUGGAGGAGGAAAUCACAGCGCUGGAGAGUCCUCAAAGUACUUAAGACACCUCUAGAGAUCCUGCUGCUGCUCUGUAUCCCUGUAGUUGACCCUGAUAAAGAAGACAAGAACUGGAGACGCCCACUAAACUGCCUUCAUCUGAUCACUGCUCCUCUGGUGUGUGUGCUCGCCUUCCAGUCUGGAAAAUAUGUAGAUCAUAUGAUCCAAGGGCAGUUUCCCCUAUGGCUGCUGACUUUUCUGCUAGGACUUUUCCUGUCUGCCAUUGUCUUCUGCACCACCACUAAUGACUGUCCUCCCAAAUAUCAUUCACUGUUUGCUCUUUUGGGCUUCGUGGUGAGUGCAGUGUUGAUCAGUGCAGCAGCCUCUGAGGUGGUCAGUCUUCUGCACAUGCUCGGUGUGGUGCUGAGUCUCAGCAACACUGUGCUGGGGCUGACUCUGUUGGCCUGGGGCAACAGCAUAGGAGACUGUUUUGCUGACAUCACCAUCGCCCGGCAGGGUUACCCACGGAUGGCCCUAUCUGCCUGCUUUGGAGGCAUCAUCUUCAACAUGCUAUUUGGAGUGGGUUUAGGAUGUCUGGUGCAGAUGCUAAAUACACACUCUGAUGUGCAGUUUGAACCAGAGGGUUUGUUGACGUGGAUUCUUGUGGGAUCUCUGGGUUUGUCUUUGGUCCUGUCCUUCGUCAUCGUUCCACUGUGCCGGUUCCACUUGGGUCAGACCUACGGGAUCUUUCUCCUCAUCUUCUAUGCUGUCUUCCUCCUCAUUGCACUCCUCACAGAGUUUGGCAAGAUCCACAGUGUGUAGAUCUGACCCUGAGGCCAGUCUGAAAUGAGGGACGUCCUCCCGUAAGGAAAAAUGACACACUAGAACAGAAGCUGCACUGAGAGCAGACGAAUUGCAUCCUCUUCUACACAUAUUAUUAAUGCACUAUAUAUACAAGGGUCAACACUUUGUGCACUUGCCUACAAGCCAGAGGCAUCCGCAAAUUAAUGACAAACUAAGACUUUUCUGCUCAGGGAGAGCUGAAACUAAUUAUCACACUGUGCCUUUAUUCAACUUCUUGUUUGUGCUGACUGGAGCUGUGAUGGCACUUUGUGAGUCCAGAGGGAAAACACAGGUUGUUGAAAUUUAUACUUUAAAACAUUGUGAAUGAACUAAAUGUACUGUAAAUUAAAAUGUUAAAUUACCUAGUA
This is a messenger RNA of Siniperca chuatsi (mandarin fish), 2402 nucleotides long. RefSeq names its product solute carrier family 8 member B1 (gene slc8b1). The record is from RefSeq and is a predicted model, not a curated record. Gene Ontology annotation, biological process: calcium export from the mitochondrion; intracellular calcium ion homeostasis. The coding region runs from base 247 to 2013 and encodes 588 amino acids. The transcript has 15 exons. Gene Ontology annotation, molecular function: calcium:sodium antiporter activity. Gene Ontology annotation, cellular component: membrane. Lineage: Eukaryota; Metazoa; Chordata; Actinopteri; Centrarchiformes; Sinipercidae.